This is a messenger RNA of Closterium sp. Naga37s-1, 2622 nucleotides long. NCBI's taxonomy places the organism in Eukaryota, Viridiplantae, Streptophyta, Zygnematophyceae, Desmidiales, Closteriaceae. The record is from the annotation of a GenBank genome assembly.
AUGCUGUCUGUCGCGGUCUCCGCUAGGAGCGUUUCCUCUCUCGCACACCCAUGUCGUCGCGCGCCACCCCUUACGCGCCGAUGUAGUGUCACCACCGCUCUCCCGCGUAGUACUACCGCUUCCGCACCUUCUUCCGCUUCCGCGUCCGCUUAUUCCGCUUCUUCCGCCUCCGCCGCCGCUUCUCGCUGCGCCGCCCGUUUCUCUCCGUUCUCGUCCGCGGGUUUCCGGUCGUUCAAAAAUUUCGCGCAGGCAUUGCCUCAAGCGGCAAGAGCAUCCCCGUUAGUAACAGUCAUGAGUUACCAGCAGCACCGCCGGCAGCAUCACAGCGACCGGGAAUCCCCUCAGCAGCACCAAGAAACCGUUCGCGCUGCCGCCUUUCCCGUGUCUGUGGCUGACGGCCGCCGGUUCCACAACCUGCUAGCCGACUAUGACCCCUCUCAGGCUGCUGUAGCGCAAGUGGAGCAAAGGGUCCGGGAACUAGGGGUCCCUGCAGGAGCAGGAGUGACAGUAACGGGGGGAGGCGGAGUGAAUGUCACGGGAAAACCAGGAGUGUCUGUAACAGGGGAAGGCCGGGGUGAGGAGAGCGGGUUGGGGUCGUCACUGCCAGGUGUCGGGCCGUCUUCGGCUGUUCAGUCUGAGGAGGAGUUUCUUCGAGCAGGCUUGGAGCUUAAGGAUCAGGGGGCAUGCUAUCCUCUAUGUGGGGCUGCUGAGACAAACGUGAGUGUCUUCAAUCGUCCCUCUCUCCGCCCCCCUCCCCUCUCUCCGCCCCCCUCCCCUCUCUCCCCACUCUUUCCCUUUCUCCCCACUCUUCCCCUUCCUCCCCCCUUCCCCCCCUCCCCCUUCCUCCCCUCCCACUACUCCAUAGUGCAAGCCACGUGGACGAACGGAGCGCCAGCUCGCAGGGUGCGGGACCCAUUCCUCUAUGUGGGCCUGCUGGGGACAGCCUGGGUGUGCUUCCGAGCCUAUCAUGCCACAGGAGACGUUGCUGACCUGGCACUUGCUGCUGACAUCAUCCGGGCUGCUGCUGACAUGGCGGAGCGCCACCGAACGCAUUACACGUUCUACUGCGGUCAACCAGGAAUCCUCGCCAUGGGAGCUGUUGUGCAACAUCAUCUCAAUCAUCACUCCCAGCAGCAGCAGCAGCAGCAGCAGCACCAGCAGCAGCAGCACGAGGAGCUCGACUCCAAUCCCUACCUCCGCUCCUUCCUCUCCCUCCUCACCUCCGCCCUCCCCUCGCUCUCCCUCCUCCCCUCUUCCCCCACCGACACCGCACCAGCCACCAUCCCCCACGAGCUACUAUACGGCAGAGCGGGCAUGCUCUGGGCCUUCCUGUUCCUACGCAGGAACCUUCCUGUGGAGAUGCGGAGGAAGCUUCUUCCGCUCUCGCUCGCCCGCCCCAUUGCUGCUGCCAUUGUGGAUGCUGGGCUGUCCCUUGCGUCGACUUAUAAUCAUGAUGGCGACCCCCUCCCACCCCUCAUGUACGAAUGGUACGACACCCGGUACCUGGGGGCAGCACAUGGCGUGGCAGGGAUAGCACACGUGCUGCUGCUGCUGAGGAGAGAAGAACUAGAGGAAGAACUGGAGGAAUUGGAGGAGGAGAGGGGUACAACGGCCGGCGUCGGGGAAGCAGCAGUGGGAGGAGGCAGUGCAAGGGAAAAGAGAGACAGGACACUGGAGGAGGCAGCAGAGGCAGCGGCAGCAGCUCUGGAAUACCUCAUAGCCACUCGCCUGCCUUCAUGGAACUAUGCUGCGAGCGACGGGGAGAGCCGAGCGGCUGCUGCUGCACUCAGAAAAGCACAUGCACGAGAAAGCAGUAGCGCUGCUGCUACUGCUUCUGGGGGUGGGAGCACGGGUGCUGGGGAAGGGGAGUUAAGGGAGGUGCGAGAGGUGGAUCGCUCAGGGGAGGGAGAGGUGAGGGAGGUGCGAGAGGUGGAUCGGUUGGUGCAUUGGUGUCAUGGCACCCCUGGUGUGGCUCCAGCUCUCGCCCAUGCUGCCAUGCUGUUCCCAUCCAAGCCACACCUGCUGCAAGCAGCCAUCGAGGCUGGGGAGGUGGUUUGGCACCGAGGCUUGCUGCGUAGGGUCGGCCUCUGCCACGGCAUCAGCGGCAACGCCUACACCUUCCUGGCUCUCCACCGAGCCACAACCGCAGGCUCGGCAUCGGCCUCUGCCCCAGGCUCGAGAUCAGCUGCUGCCGAGGGCACAGGAACUCCUAGAAAUGCCAUGUCAGCAUCGCCCGCGGCUCUGACCAGAGGAGACACUGCCAAGUCAGCACUGAUGACAUGUCACCUCCACAGGGCACGUGCAUUUGCUGGUUUCCUGCAUGCCAACUACGAUGCACUGUGGGGACCACCCGUUCUCCCUGAUGGAAGGAAACGCCAGCCUGUCAUUUCCCACCCAGCUGCUCCACCCAUGAGUCAGAGCCGCCACAGGCAGCAGCAGCCCCAUGCUCUCCGUGCCAUCCGCCUGCCUGAACACCCUCACCAGAGCGUGGUCCUCAAACCCUCUUAUCUGCUCUCAAAAUACCACCGGCUCAUCAUUUCUCCCCCAGCUGCUCCAUCACGUGAGUCAGAGCUCGGACGGGCAGCAGCAGCCCCACGCUCUCCGUGCCAUCCGCCUGCCUGA